Molecule: messenger RNA, 1236 nt
Organism: Lodderomyces beijingensis
Lineage: Eukaryota; Fungi; Ascomycota; Pichiomycetes; Serinales; Debaryomycetaceae
Source: the annotation of a GenBank genome assembly
AUGGUCCAAGCUCACUUAGGUCCAGCAUCGUGGCUACGUAGGCUGAUCAUCCCAGCAGGCAUCGUUCUCGGACUAGCCUAUUUGAAUUUUGCAUGCAAUUACUCGCUAGGCUACAAGGAAAUCUACCAGCACCACUCGCACGCCUCGGCAAUCUUGUUGUGGAUAGUCAAUGGAUUCAGCCAAGUUUGCAUUUUCGUCUAUUGGUACUUGACCGUUGCUGUUGGGCCCGGCAAGUCGCCGCAGUUCCCCGCUUUCAACAUCCACAAUGAAUUGGAGUCGGCACACGCGCAAUACAUGCCGGUGCCCCAUUUGUUCUUUUGUGAUGAACUGGGGUAUCCUUAUUACGACUCCAACACGCAAUCGAUAAAGCUAGAGAGGACUUUUUAUUCAAAACAUGUUGGGUACAAUGUGCUCAAAUACGACCAUUAUUGUCUAUGGAUUGGCACCGUGGUGGGGUUGACAAACUACUUAUAUUUCUUCAAGUUUUGCAUUUGGCUCCUUACGUUUUUCGCCACCAUGUUAGUUUGGACCGCGGUGUACACGCACCCUUCCAUUCGUCGACGAGGCGUCAUUAAUCAUAAUUUCAUUGUGGUGUACGUCAUGUGCGGGUUGUGGUUGUUGAUGAUUGGAGCGUUGGUUGCGUCGCAUGUGGUUUACGUGUGUUUCAACAUGACGACAUUGGAUGACUUGACAAAGAAACAGCGCAGAAGGUACCAGAACUGGCAGAGUAGGAGAGGAGGAGGUGAACUGAGCAAGCCGAGCGAGCCGAAAUUGGGCUGUAUCAGGCCGCGGCUUCCACGGCAGGAGAAUGGUGCUCGAUUUGUUAAUGUUGAGCAUGGGGAGACGCGAGUUGUUGUGAGGUUCGAUGUCAACGAUUUGCCUUUUGAUUUGGGGUGGAAAAGGAAUUGGAUCAACUUGGUGCUCAACGGGAACCGAAGUCGUGGUCGUCUGGAGUCGUUUUACACCACAGCGAGGUUUACCAGGAGCGUGGUUGUGCUUUUGGUCCCCUUUGUUGAGCUUUUGUGGAGGUCCCCGCCUACCUCGAUGAUGAUGAAGAGGCUGAAUCUUGCCGAGGCGGGAGCCAGCUAUCUUGAGUCAAUGAGCUCCCAGUGGGAGUAUUAUUCCGAGGAAUUGAGCCCCCGAUUCUUGGAGAUGAUUCAGCUCAGGAUAUCAAAGGGAGACUGUCAUCUGCCGAGCUAUUUAGUAAACAAGGAACUGUUACAAGAGACUGUAUAG